CUUUCUCCUUCAACUCAUUUACUACAGCGACAACUACUUCUACAGACCAUAGUUACAGCAAAAUACUCAUUUACAGCAAGAAAAAGAAGAUAAAAAUUGUCUCAAGCUUAUUUACCACCUGAGAGGCAACAUGAAAAAACAAACAAGAAGUAGUGUUGGUGAUCAUUGUGUUCCUGUAAAGAAGACUAAAGUUACCGUUUCGAAAUCCCCGGGUAUGCCGCCUCCUAAAGCUGUCGUUUCGAAGGAUGCAAAGAAGAUUAAAGUUGUAAAAUCAGUAGUGCCGAAAGAAGAAGAAACUGUAGCCAGUGAAUCAAGUGAUUCUGGUGAUUCUGAUGAUUCUGAUCAUAUGGAAGCGGCAACAACAAAUGUGGUUCCUUCACCUACACGUAAACGCAAAAGAACCUCAAAGGCUUGGGCUGAAUUUAAAGAGGUAUUGAUAAAAGGGAAAACACACGGAGAAUGCAAUCACUGCAAUAAGAAUAUUGGUGCGGAGAGAAAAAAUGGGACGAGUAGUUUGAGGAAACAUCUAAAUUGUUGUUUGGUGUACAAAGGAACACAACAACAAAUUAACCAGAUGUUCUUGAAAGCUAGUGAAACACAAGAUGAGCCAGUAGCUGCUUACAUCUUUAAGUUUAACUAAGAAGUAACUCGUGAUUGCAUUGUAAGAAUGAUUAUCUUGCAUGAACACCCUUUCUCAU
Messenger RNA from Papaver somniferum (opium poppy), 698 nucleotides. RefSeq lists its product as uncharacterized. The transcript has 2 exons. The record is from RefSeq and is a predicted model, not a curated record. Lineage: Eukaryota; Viridiplantae; Streptophyta; Magnoliopsida; Ranunculales; Papaveraceae. Bases 131 to 640 code for a protein of 169 amino acids. Gene Ontology annotation, molecular function: DNA binding.